This is a messenger RNA of Eruca vesicaria subsp. sativa (arugula), 219 nucleotides long. NCBI's taxonomy places the organism in Eukaryota, Viridiplantae, Streptophyta, Magnoliopsida, Brassicales, Brassicaceae. The record is from the annotation of a GenBank genome assembly.
AUGAAGAUGUCACGAAGCCGCCUAUUGUUGCAGAGAAGUCGACAGCUGCUGUCAAGAGCGCGAAGCAGUCCGGGUCCUUCAUCAACACUAAUGCAAGAUCAAGCUAAGUCAUCACAGACUCCACGUCCUUCAGCAGCAAAAGGAAGAGCCUAUGUGAGUGUGGAUCCAAUUGCGGUUCGUCAUAGUCCUCGGACAGUGAGAAAGGUUAUCGGCUUGUAA